AUGGCCCCCGCCGCCGCCCCUCGCAAGCCUGCCUCCUGCGUGAACGGGCAGCAGCCACUCGGAGACAUAUCGAAAGCGACCGUCGCGCUGUGCCUGCUGGCCGCCUGCGCCGCCGCCGCCGCCGCCACCGCCGCCGCCGGCGCGCCCCCCACCAGGGCCCGAGGGCCGUCCCCGUGCCCCGGAGGCCGCAUUGUGGGCGGCACGCCGUUGGACAUCUCCGUGGUCCCGUGGCAGGUCGACCUGGAGCUCAGGGAUGGGCUGCUGUGCGGCGGCUCCACCAUCAGCAGCACCUGGGUGCUCACUACGGCACACUACUUUGCUCUUGACGGCUUCGACGUCAGGUUCCUCUCUGUAAGGGCUGGCACCUCCACUCGAGAGAGCGGUGGCACCGUUUACGGCGUCACUGAAGCAAUCAUCCACGAAAGUUUCAGCUGGGUUAAUGGCGAUUACGACAUCGCUGUCAUUUCUAUCAGUGGCUCGUACACCUUAGGGCCGAACAUUCAGGUAAAGUCUGCAAAAGCGGGAAUAUUAGUGACUCUAUGA
Messenger RNA from Schistocerca nitens (vagrant locust), 543 nucleotides. Its product is annotated as trypsin-7-like. The record is from RefSeq and is a predicted model, not a curated record. Gene Ontology annotation, molecular function: serine-type endopeptidase activity. The coding region runs from base 1 to 543 and encodes 180 amino acids. The transcript has 3 exons. Gene Ontology annotation, biological process: proteolysis. NCBI's taxonomy places the organism in Eukaryota, Metazoa, Arthropoda, Insecta, Orthoptera, Acrididae.